AUGGAGUCAGCCAUCGGCGUCCUCAAUGCCAUCAACAUUGCAUACCCCCUCGCGCUUGUUGUAAUCUUUAUGGUGGUUCCUUUCAUCCAAACCAUCGCGUCCUCAAAAUCACGACCCACCACACAUGCCGUCACAGAGGCGCAGCAUUGGCGACUGGGUUGGACAUCGCCGUUGCUUGCCCUCACAUUUGUGGCGGAAGCAAUCCUCUAUCAUGUACAAAGCCGUGCCGAGAGAGGCUACUCUCCAUCCCCAUCCGUGAUUCGCUACGUGCUGGGCUCGUCGCUCGCCUGGUCACUCAUCAGCAUUCUGCUCCUCGAGAGCAAGCAGCCGGCCUGGUCAAAGUACAUCAUUGCUUGGAUGAUUGCUGCGAGUUGCGACAUUGCGCGACUUGUUACGAGCUACACGCCCAAAAAUGCAGUCAGCGGUUGGGACAUGGCUCAUAUUGUGAUUCAGCUCUUGCGCGUUAUUUUCGCCCUCAUGGCAGCAGUGUACGUAGCUGUGGCUUUGAAGCGUACAAGUGCAAAGCAAAUUCCAGCCGACGAAGAGACUCAAUCGUUGUUAAAUGGGCUAGCGACAACCCUGCCGGGUCAGACUUCUGCAGCGUAUGGCGCGUCGCGGUAUCGAGACAAUGAGUCCGACGACGGCAAAGACAGCGAUGACGGCAAUAGCGACAAAGAUGAUAUAACCAGUGACGACGAGGAUAUGAAUGAAGAUGACAAGGAAGAGGAGCGCAUCAAGUUGCUAUCUCAGAAGCGAUUGGAAGAAACAGGCUGGGUGGGCUACCUCAAAGGUUUCAUGAUCUUCCUGCCUCACCUGAUCCCGUACAGAGAUCGCUUUACGCAGCUUUGGCUGCUGGUUCUUUUUGGAUGCAUUGGUGUCGACCGAGUCACAACUUUGUUGAUUCCGAUUCAGCUUGCCAAGAUCGUUGAUGCUCUUACAGCAUACCAAGGGACCGGCCAUAUCCCACUGAAGGAGCUCGCGUUCUAUUUCGUGCUCAAUUUUCCAAUCAAACUCGCGACGCAAAUAGUCGACAACUGUGCUCGGACGCGCGUCUCCCAGUUCUCCAAGUACCAGCUGAACUCGCUGGCCUUUUCUCACGUCAUGAGCCUCUCGAUGGACUACCACACGUCGCGAAGCACUGGCAAAGUCAUCACCGCAAUUGAGCAAGGAACGAAUCUUACCUUUCUAUUCGAUAUUGUUCUUGGAUUCGGCCCUAGAAUGGUCGAUCUCGUCAUCGCUGCUAUUUACAUUUCCAACAAAUUCGACGCGUCGACUGGUGUGGUGAUGCUUAUGGCCACACUCAUCAAUGCAUACGUCACCGCCAAGGGCAACAAGUUCACAGCCGCGGUCGAGCGCAAAUAUGUCAACAGUGACCAGGAAGAGAACAAGGUGCUUUAUGAUGCCAUCAGCAACUGGUACACGGUCGAGAUUCACAAUCGUCGCAAGUUUGAGCACGAGCGCUACAACAGCGCCGUGAUGAAGAGCCUCCUGUCCAUCCGACGCUACUCGGAUGUUAGUGAAAUCGUCUACUCCAUGCAGGAACUGGUUCUUGAGCUUGGCUACAUGAUUCUUCGUCUUCAUUACCUCCUACUGGGGCGUCAUAAGCUAUCCAAUGAUGGCCCUGGCGCAUCAGCUUCACGACACGGCGUCACAGCUCACAAAGAAGGCGCAAAACCUCUGCAGAUUACAAAUUGCGAAAUUGAAUUCAAAGACGUUGCAUUCGGCUACGGCCCGGAGCGGCAAAUCAUUCACGACGUGUCUUUCAAAGUCAAGCCUGGGCAGUCCAUUGCCCUUGUCGGCGAGACCGGCAGCGGCAAGUCCACCAUUCUCAAGCUUCUCUACCGUUUCUACGACGUAACCGAGGGCAGCAUCACCAUUGAUGGGCAGGAUCUGCGCGACGUGACCCUCAACAGCUUACGCGAUAGCCUCGGCGCCGUGCCGCAGGACCCGUCUGUGUUUGACCAGACCAUCAUGGAAAAUCUGCUCUAUGCGCGUCCCUUUGCAACCGAGCAAGAUGUCUUCGAGGCGUGCCGCCUCGCGCGCAUCCACGACCAGAUUCUCUCAUUCCCGGACGGCUAUCGCUCCCGCAUCGGCGAGCGCGGCGUGCGUCUCAGCGGUGGCGAGCUACAGCGGCUCGCCAUUGCGCGCGUGCUCAUCCGCCGCCCGCGUAUUGUCGUACUCGACGAAGCCACCAGCGCCGUCGACUCGGAGACCGAGGCCAGCGUGCAGCUGGCCAUCAAGGCGCUCAGCGAGGGCCGCACCGUAUUUACUAUCGCGCACCGCCUGUCAACUGUCGUGGCGGCAGACAGAAUUCUGGUUGUGCACAAGGGCGCUAUUGUCGAGAGCGGCACACAUCGUGAGCUGCUUGCGCGGGAUGGGCGCUAUGCCAACCUGUGGAGGAUCCAGACGGCGGCGAACAACCAGGCUCUUUUGUAA
This is a messenger RNA of Akanthomyces muscarius, 2436 nucleotides long. RefSeq lists its product as uncharacterized. Gene Ontology annotation, cellular component: membrane. Gene Ontology annotation, biological process: transmembrane transport. Gene Ontology annotation, molecular function: ABC-type transporter activity; ATP hydrolysis activity; ATP binding. The record is from RefSeq and is a predicted model, not a curated record. NCBI's taxonomy places the organism in Eukaryota, Fungi, Ascomycota, Sordariomycetes, Hypocreales, Cordycipitaceae. Bases 1 to 2436 code for a protein of 811 amino acids. The transcript is spliced from 6 exons.